AUGCUGCGAAUGUUUGUCCGAACGAUGUGUACAUCGACGAUUAAAAACAAGCCGCCGGUUUCAGUAUUUGGUUUAGAAGGACGCUACGUGAGCGCCCUCUAUAGUGCAGCUCACCAAAAUCAUGAAUUGGAGGCUGUAGAGAAUAGUCUACGUGACUUCCAGAAAGUGCUGAUUCGGCCUAAGGUCGUAGAUUUCAUAGCAACAAGUCUUAUACCUCGACCAGUUAAGGCUAAGUUACUUAUGGAUAUCGGUAAAGUAGCAAAAAUGCCACGAACAGCAAUCAACUUCCUGGGCAUAGUAGCUGAGAAUGGUCGUCUGAAGCAUUUGCGUCGUAUGAUAAACCUGUACCAUACUGUGAUGGUCGCCCACAGAAAUGAGGCUCUAUGUGAGGUGAUCACCGCUGAACCACUAGACAAUCGUACCAAGCGUGCACUAAGGGAUAUCUUGCAAAAGUUUGUUAAGUCUGGCAAAAAAAUUCAAAUCACAGAAAAAAUAUCCGAAGAUAUCAUUGGUGGUAUUAUUGUCGGAUUUGAGAACAAACACGUCGAUCUCAGCAUCGCAAGGAGUCUAAACAAGUAUCGCGAAUUACUUAAACAGCCUGUAUAG
Messenger RNA from Spodoptera littoralis (African cotton leafworm), 606 nucleotides. The record is from the annotation of a GenBank genome assembly. Lineage: Eukaryota; Metazoa; Arthropoda; Insecta; Lepidoptera; Noctuidae.